Ctenopharyngodon idella (grass carp) is the source of this 3235-nucleotide messenger RNA. It is a transcript of the gene lhfpl5a, whose product is annotated as LHFPL tetraspan subfamily member 5a. The record is from RefSeq and is a predicted model, not a curated record. Gene Ontology annotation, cellular component: plasma membrane. The transcript is spliced from 3 exons. NCBI's taxonomy places the organism in Eukaryota, Metazoa, Chordata, Actinopteri, Cypriniformes, Xenocyprididae. Gene Ontology annotation, biological process: detection of mechanical stimulus involved in sensory perception; sensory perception of sound. Bases 377 to 1039 code for a protein of 220 amino acids.
CGCCACACAGAGUUUGUCUGAAUGAAGAGAGCACUCUCCUCUGCUUCCAAACGUUCUCAUCAGUCGGAUCUAAUGGACACAGUUGAGGGAUACAUCUGACCACUGUUGGCCUGCAGAUGAAGACUCAGGUUACAGUAAUUCUGGGUUAUUUUAUCUAAUGUAUCUCUCAGGGCCCAGAGCUGUAGAGUUCCUUCAGAAUGGAGAUGUUCAUCAUCAUUUUGGUUUUUUAAUUUUUAUUUCAAGAAGUGGAUUGAUUCGAGGAAGACUUUUGGAAGACUAACAAACAAGACUUGAAGUUGACCGCGUUUCUCACAUCCCUUCUGUCUGAACAUUCAGUUAACACGCACCUUCGGGUGGACCAUCAUCUCCAGCAAACAUGACUAAAAUGUUAUCUGCCCAGGAGGCUGCCAAGAUCUACCACACAAAUUAUGUAAGAAACUCGAGAGCUGUUGGCGUUCUCUGGACCAUCUUCACCAUCUGCUUCGCCAUCAUCUGUGUGGUUGUCUUCAUUCAGCCUUAUUGGAUUGGAGACAGUGUUGACACCCCUCAGUCAGGAUACUUUGGGCUUUUUCACUACUGCAUCGGGAACCCCAUCACAGGAGAGCUGGUGUGUAAGGGAAGUGCCCUCGACUUUGGAUCCAUCCCUUCAGGUGCCUUCAAAACCGCCAUGUUCUUCGUUGGGAUCUCUCUGCUGCUGAUCGUGGGGACUAUUGUUUGCUUUAGUUUGUUCUUCUUCUGCAACUCAGGCAGCGUGUACAAGAUCUGCGCAUGGAUGCAGCUGGCAGCUUCAACUUGCAUGGUCAUAGGUUGUAUGAUCUAUCCAGACGGCUGGGACUCGGAGGAGGUGAAGAGGAUGUGCGGUCAGCGGACGGAUAAAUAUACGCUGGGAAACUGCACGGUGCGCUGGGCGUAUAUCCUGGCCAUCAUCAGCAUCAUGGACUCCCUCAUAUUAUCCUUCCUAGCCUUCGUACUGGGCAACCGGCAAGACAAACUGCUGCCAGAGGACUUCCAGGUGGAGGAGAAGAAAGAGGAAGCAUGAAGACUUCUGCUCAUCAUCAAGCUCAAUGGACCCUGUGGGUUUAUGCGGAUACAGACCACUUUCUGUCCAUCUCUGAAAUAUGAAGGACAAUAAUCCUUUUAAUUUUACAUUUGUGUCUGUAGAAGUUAAUUACCACCUUUGAGGUUAUAUAAAUAUAUAAACUGUAUAAAUAUGUUUUAUAUUUUGAGAUUAAGGCCAAAUUGAGCUAUUUUGUUAGGAGUGUGUGUUUUAAAAAAAUACUUUUGAGUUUAGUAAAAAUUAAAUCAGUAAACCAGAAAGAACAGAGCUGAUUUCUAUUUAUGUCAUCACGCUGAAUAGCCACGCCCACAGUGAAUCUCAUUGGUCUAAAAUCCUGCUCCACCCUGUGGGUCUUUCAUUCAUAGAAGUGACUCAAAUAUUUUGAUUUUGUUCACCUAAAAGAUUCAGAUUCAUUUGCAUGUGAAUGCUGGAGAUCAAACGGUUUAGCAUAAUGUGAUUAAUUUACAACAAAACAAAAUAAAACAAUGGCUUUUUUUUUUUUUUGUCUUGCAUUACGUAGUAAAAUUGGACAAAUUGGACAAACAAAAUUCUUUUUUGCAAAUUGGAAUGCGUGCAAAGGAUUGUGGGUGAUUGGUGGACGCGAAAGAUACACUUGAUGCAUCCUGAUUGAUGCAAAACGAAUGCCAAAUGAAGGCUACCUUCAAAGGAUCCUUUAAACUGAGACACCCUUUGAAGGAGCAUGAUGUCAGCUGAGAUAUAUACACCUUAUUCAAACACCCCAUGAUGCUUUGCAUUAAUUAUGGGUGUAACUUCCGUUAAAGGGUUAGUUCACCCAAAAAAUGAAAAUACUGUCAUUAAUUACUCGCCCUUACACACCCGUAAGACCUUCGUUCAUCUUCAGAACACAAAUUAAGAUAUUUUUGAUCAAAUCCGAUGGCUCAGUGAGGCCUCCAUUGACAGCAAGUCAAUUAACACUUUCAAUGCCCAGAAAGCUACUAAAGACACAUUUAAAACGGUUCAUGUAACUACUGUGGUUCAACCUUACUUGACAGGAAUACUUUUUGUGCGCCAAAAAAACAAAAUAACGAUUUUAUUUAACAAUAUCUAGUGAUGGCCGAUUUCAAAACACUGCUUCACGAAGCUUCGAAGCUUUAUGAAUCUUUUGUUUCGAAUCAGUGGUUCGGAGCGCGUAUCAAACUGAACCCAAUAAUAAUUUUUUUUUAAACUGGGUACAAUGAGAUGACAUAAUUCUACUCACCCUUGAACCAUCAAACAUUAAAAGGACAUUUAAAAGUGUAAAAGUAUCAACAAGGUACUUUCAACAGACCAUGAAUAACCCCAAAAUCUUUCCACAGCAAUAAUGGAUGGGUUAAAUAUUCUUGUUAUAACGUCACGUUAAAAUGCCAAGCAUUACGUUAUUCUCAUGGUGUUUGAACACGAAGGAAAAUUAACAGAUCAUUCAGUCAAACUGACGGAUAAGCUUUAUUUGUAGGGCAACCUUAUGAUCUGAAAUGAUUUGUUUCAGUCUUUUUGAAUGGAAGUUCGCCAAACGGAAGUGCCACCCAUAAUUCAAAACACAGUAGGCUCGUCAGGAAUAAGGUGGAAAGCCUUACUAGGAUGCAGCUGAGAAGAGUGAAUCACUGAAUCACUCACUCAACCAAUUAGCUUAAAAAGUCAGUAGUUCAUGAUUGAAUCAAGUCUUUUAGUCUUUAAUUGAAAUUUUCAUGUCUACUAAGAGACUCCAAGAAAUGUUAAACAUCAUAACAUGUUUUCCCCCAAAAUAACAACAAAACAGGUCUAUCUUUGUUCACUUAUGCCGCUCUGAAUCUCCUUCAGACACAAAACACUUCUGUGAACGUUCAAUGUCCAUCCAACGAAAUGUGUCUUCACAGGAAUGCUAUUUGCUUUGUUCUUGUAAAUGGCAAUAAUAAUAAUAAAAAGCUAUGCUUUUAAUCAUUCUCUGAAGACAUGAAAGCGCUUUACAAUGUGCACUUGAUUCAUUCAGAAAUGAAAUUCACGACAUGAAUCAAAACUUAAAUCAAAAAAAGUUAAUCAGGUAACACUUUACAUUAAGGUCUCAUUUGUUCACAUUAAUUAAUGCAUUAACAAAAUAACAAUCAGCAAUAUAUUUGUACAGCAUUUAUUAACCUUUGUUAAUAUUAGUUAAUAAUCAUUUGUUUACAGUGGAUUUUGAUAAUGUAUUAGUAAAUGUUGAGA